This is a messenger RNA of Leishmania major strain Friedlin, 1056 nucleotides long. RefSeq lists its product as hypothetical. The transcript has a single exon. NCBI's taxonomy places the organism in Eukaryota, Euglenozoa, Kinetoplastea, Trypanosomatida, Trypanosomatidae. Gene Ontology annotation, cellular component: cytosol. The record is from RefSeq and is a predicted model, not a curated record. Bases 1 to 1056 code for a protein of 351 amino acids. Gene Ontology annotation, molecular function: protein-folding chaperone binding; ATPase activator activity. Gene Ontology annotation, biological process: protein folding; positive regulation of ATP-dependent activity.
AUGGCCAAGGUCGGUGAGGGCGAUCCGCGCUGGAUCGUCAGCGAGCGCACAGAUGGCGCCAACGUGAACUCGUGGCACUGGGAGGAGCGCGACCUUUCUCAACACACGCACAGCAGGCUCAAGAGCAUCUUUGCCGAGCAUGCGAUCCCGGUCCCGGCAGAUAUGGGGAAGAGCGUCGAGUACCUCAAGAUUGAGGAGCUGAGCGACAUAUCUGGCGACGUCACGGUGGCGCAGCGCAAAGGGAAGAUGAUGUGCUACUUCGAGCUGAAGAUGACGCUGAAGUGGGUGGGCAAGAUGGCCGACGCGGAUCAGGUGAUGCGGGGCAAGAUGGAGGUGGCCGAGGUCGACCACGACGAGUUCAGAAACGACUACGACAUUGCAGUCACAUGUCAGGAUAACGACGCCGCUUCGCAGCAAAUCCAGUCGGUGGUGCAGGCGGCCGGCCGCGCCACGGUGCGGCAGGAGAUCGUUGCCUUCUUCGAUGCCCUCUUCGCCGAGUAUCAGAUCGGCAAGCAGCUGAAGAGCGGUGCCGCCUUGCCCCCACCACCGCCACCAUCGUCGGCGUCCGCGUCCACCUCCCCGGGCUCCAACGCUGCUGCGGCUGAGAAGAAGUCUACGGCGCAGUCCAAGUCGAGCAGCAGCAGCAAUGAGAACACGUCCUUCUCGUGGAAGAUGCGCUGGGGCGCGCCAGUGGCGGAGCUGUACGCGGCCCUGACGGACCCGAGCAAGGCCAGCGUGUACACGCGGAGCCCCGCCACCAUGGACGUGAAGGCCGGUGGUCAGUUCAGCUUUCUCGGUGGUGUCAUCAGCGGCUACUAUGUGGAUGUGCAGCCCUUGACCCUGAUCAAGAAGCAGUGGCGUCUUGGCAGCUGGCCUGUCGGCGUGCACAGCUUGGUGGUGCUGCAGCUGGUGAAGGAGGAACCUGGCGUGACGACGCUGGAGUUCACUCAGUCCGGCAUUCCUGCUGGCGAGCUGCAAAGUGUGCAGGAGGGGUGGAAGGCAAACUUCUUCGAGGCUAUCAAGGCCGUGUUCGGCUACUCGCUCGAGUACAUGUGA